UGCUGGUCUCUUUUCCCUGCUCAAUGAAAAGCGCUUCACAGCAGCUGUCGCUGCCGGUGCCCUUCCAGUGUCCGUCUCAGAGCACCCGCCUCGGCCUCGCGCUGAGAAAAGAUGACAGCAAUCAAGCAUGCGUUACAGAGAGAUAUUUUCACACCAAACGAUGAGCGCCUGCUGAGCAUCGUGAAUGUCUGCAAAGCCGGCAAAAAGAAAAAGAACUGUUUUCUGUGUGCCACAGUGACAACUGAACGCCCCGUGCAGGUGAAGGUGGUCAAAGUCAAGAAAUCUGACAAGGGAGAUUUCUACAAGAGGCAAAUUGCUUGGGCCCUUCGAGACCUCGCUGUGGUAGAUGCUAAAGAUGCCAUCAAAGAAAAUCCCGAAUUUGAUUUACAUUUUGAAAAAGUGUAUAAGUGGGUUGCCAGCAGCACUGCUGAAAAGAAUGCAUUCAUUUCCUGCAUUUGGAAACUGAAUCAGCGCUACCUCCGCAAGAAAAUCGAUUUUGUUAAUGUGAGCUCACAGCUCUUGGAAGAGCUGCCUAAAGUUACAGAAGAAUCUGUCCCAAGUGGAGAAAAUCAAAGUGUAGCAGGAGGGGAUGAGGAAGCAGGAGACGAGUACCAAGAGCUAAACGCAAGAGAAGAGCAGGAUAUUGAAAUCAUGGUAGAAGGCUGCGAGUAUGCCAUCUCCAACGCUGAAGCCUUUGCAGAGAAGUUGUCGCGAGAGCUGCAAGUGCUAGAUGGGGCCAACAUUCAAUCAAUCAUGGCCUCUGAAAAACAAGUGAACAUCCUGAUGCAGUUGCUGGAUGAGGCCCUGAAGGAGGUGGAUCAGAUUGAAUUGAAACUGAGCAGCUAUGAAGAAAUGCUCCAAAGUGUAAAAGAGCAAAUGGAUCAGAUCUCUGAAAGCAACCACCUGAUUCAUCUCAGUAACACGAAUAAUGUGAAACUCCUGUCAGAGAUAGAGUUCCUCGUGAACCACAUGGACUUGGCCAAAGGUCAUAUAAAGGCUCUUCAGGAAGGAGACCUUGCUUCUUCCAAAGGCAUUGAGGCCUGCACCAACGCUGCUGAUGCCCUUCUGCAGUGCAUGAAUGUCGCCCUUCGACCAGGCCAUGACAUGCUCCUGGCGGUCAAGCAGCAGCAGCAGCGCUUCGGUGACCUGAGGGAGCAUUUUGCCCGAAGACUGGCCAAUCAUCUCAACAAUGUUUUUGUUCAACAGGGUCAUGAUCAGAGUUCAACUCUUGCUCAGCACUCUGUUGAACUUACUUUACCCAAUCAUCAUCCAUUUCAUAGAGACCUACUCCGAUAUGCCAAGCUGAUGGAGUGGCUAAAGAGUACAGAUUAUGGAAAAUAUGAAGGACUAACAAAGAAUUACAUGGAUUAUUUAUCCCGACUAUAUGAAAGAGAAAUCAAAGAUUUCUUUGAAGUUGCAAAGAUCAAGAUGACUGGCACCACUAAAGAAAGCAAGAAGUUUGCUACACUGCCUCGAAAAGAAAGUGCUGUCAAACAGGAAACCGAGAGUCUCCAUGGAAGCUCUGGGAAACUCACCGGGUCAACUUCUAGUCUGAAUAAACUGAGCGUCCAGAGCUCCGGCAAUCGCAGGUCCCAGUCCUCCUCCCUGCUGGACAUGGGGAACAUGUCCGCCUCUGACCUUGAUGUCGCUGACAGAGCCAAAUUUGAUAAGAUCUUUGAACAGGUACUGAGUGAGCUGGAGCCCCUGUGUCUGGCAGAACAAGACUUCAUAAGUAAAUUUUUCAAACUACAGCAACAUCAAAACAUGUCUGCAUCAAUGACUGAAGCAGAAGACCUGGAUGGAGGCUCAUUGUCACGGCAGCAUAGUUCUGGCACACUGCUGCCUAUUUCAUCUGAGAAAGAUAUGAUUCGCCAAAUGAUGAUCAAAAUAUUUCGUUGCAUUGAACCAGAACUGAACAACUUAAUUGCAUUAGGAGACAAAAUUGACAGCUUUAACUCUCUUUACAUGCUAGUCAAAAUGAGUCAUCAUGUGUGGACUGCACAAAAUGUGGACCCUGCCUCUUUUCUAAGUACCACAUUGGGAAAUGUUUUGGUGACUGUGAAGAGGAACUUUGACAAAUGCAUUAGUAACCAAAUAAGACAAAUGGAAGAAGUAAAGAUCUCAAAGAAAAGUAAAGUAGGAAUUCUUCCAUUUGUUGCUGAAUUUGAAGAAUUUGCUGGACUGGCAGAAUCAAUCUUCAAAAAUGCCGAACGUCGUGGCGAUCUGGACAAAGCAUAUACCAAACUAAUCAGAGGAGUGUUUGUUAAUGUGGAGAAAGUAGCAAAUGAAAGCCAGAAGACCCCAAGAGAUGUGGUUAUGAUGGAAAACUUUCAUCAUAUUUCUGCAACUCUUUCUCGUUUGAAAAUCUCAUGUCUAGAAGCUGAGAAAAAAGAAGCCAAGCAGAAGUACACUGAUCAUCUUCAGUCUUAUGUCAUCUAUUCCUUAGGACAGCCUCUUGAAAAACUAAACCAUUUCUUUGAAGGCGUUGAAGCCCGAGUAGCCCAGGGCAUUCGGGAGGAGGAAGUGAGCUACCAGCUAGCAUUCAACAAACAAGAGCUUCGCAAAGUCAUCAAAGAGUACCCUGGCAAGGAGGUGAAGAAGGGCCUGGAUAACCUCUACAAGAAGGUUGACAAGCAUCUGUGUGAAGAGGAGAACCUACUGCAGGUGGUGUGGCACUCCAUGCAAGAAGAGUUUAUACAGCAGUACAAGCACUUCGAGGGCUUGAUAGCUCGCUGUUACCCUGGAUCUGGGGUGACAAUGGAAUUCACUAUUCAGGACAUUCUGGACUAUUGCUCCAGCAUUGCACAGUCCCACUAAGCAUCGUGAAAGAGAAAAAGAAGUGAGCGCGCAUUCUCUGUACACCAAACACUACCUAAAAAAAUGAAGCAAGUGCUUUGAGAAGCAGACGCAAGCAUUUGCAUGUGACUGUCAGUUAACUGUAGAACUCCGCUCCAGAUGUUGAGGUGCAGCCGCAGCCUGUGGAUCAGUUGGGUUGACGUCCAGGUGAUGUACCUGCUAAGCAGCAUUUCUCCCAUCACGAAGUGCCCUCAGCGCUUUUCAGUGACCGGGCAGGACAUUUUUCUUUGCUGCCAGCUUCUUCUCUUUGCGAGUGGCUGUUCUGAGUGGAACAGGGAGUUUGUCAACACUCACUCGAUGCCAGUUGCUCAAUCAUGGAACUAUGAAAACAUUGCACAGUAUUGUUUUGUCCCCUUGUCUAACAAGUGUACAUAUGGGUUAGGGAGCUGACAUGGUAAUGAGCUACCAGCUUGGAUUUUGAGGAUUAUGUGGCUCUGUAUAUUAAAUAAAGAACAUUUUUAAAAGUU
Messenger RNA from Psammomys obesus (fat sand rat), 3323 nucleotides. It is a transcript of the gene Exoc1, whose product is annotated as exocyst complex component 1. The record is from RefSeq and is a predicted model, not a curated record. The transcript is spliced from 20 exons. NCBI's taxonomy places the organism in Eukaryota, Metazoa, Chordata, Mammalia, Rodentia, Muridae. Gene Ontology annotation, molecular function: phosphatidylinositol-4,5-bisphosphate binding. Gene Ontology annotation, biological process: exocytosis; Golgi to plasma membrane transport. Gene Ontology annotation, cellular component: plasma membrane; exocyst. Bases 112 to 2817 code for a protein of 901 amino acids.